Phanerochaete carnosa HHB-10118-sp is the source of this 1004-nucleotide messenger RNA. RefSeq lists its product as uncharacterized. The transcript has a single exon. NCBI's taxonomy places the organism in Eukaryota, Fungi, Basidiomycota, Agaricomycetes, Polyporales, Phanerochaetaceae. Bases 1 to 960 code for a protein of 319 amino acids. The record is from RefSeq and is a predicted model, not a curated record.
AUGGACCGCUGUCCCGUCGAGCUCUGGAUGAAGAUCAUCACCCUCGCCUGCAUUGACGGAGGAUACACAGGCAGCUCCCUCUCCUUUGUAUCCCGUACGAUGCGGGACGUUGUGGAGCCUCUGCGUUUCCAAUCUGUCUCGCUCAUCAGCGAGGAGCAGCAGCUUGCCUUCUCGAACCUACUCCGUGCCCGCGGGCCCUCCCCACCCGUGAUCCGCCACCUCCUCGUAUUCGUUAAGAUGCACCGUGGAGAUGAAGCCGAGCCUGAUGAUGCAGCAAAGACUGUGGGCUUGCAGCAGACUCUCCGCGAUAUUCUCUCCGUAGCCGCGCCAAAUUUAGAGACCCUCGUCGUACACGAUACCAGAUUCGACCUUGCAUCUUCUGGCCUUGUGUUCCCCGCCCUCUGUAACCUCUCGGUGGACGGGCUGGGCUGCAGCUCCGAGACUGUCUCUCGAUUCCCAUCCCUUCGCCGCCUUCAUAUCACCUCCGAAUACGAGAGCUCCGCCGGUUUCUGGUCGGGUCUCGCACACUCUGCUCCGUCUCUCACCCAUUUACGACUCUCUUGUCUCUACCUACUAGACCUAUUUACCCCAUCUUUCCUUUGCGCUUUUCUCGAUUCUCCUGUCGUCGUGGAAGCAGACGAGGACACACCGAGCUCGGAGGAGGGGGCCGCCAUUGCGAGGAAGCUGCCCACGCUGAAACAUAUUAUUGUACAGCCCUACCAGCCGAGUAUAUUUGACGGCUGGUGCGGCAAUAUUGCGGAGAGACACUUCACGAUGCAGAGCGAGCUAUGCAAGAUUGCGCAUGCUUGUGCUCAAAGGCAAGGCAUCGGGAAGUUGUACGUGUUGCCCAGUAGCUACGCGUAUGACGUCGAUGAGGCUCAAAGGGAUUGGCUGGACACGAUCGAAGGCGGCGACGGGGCCUGGUCUGCCAACACAGAAGAACAUACCUCCUAUCUGUAACAAGCACCUGGCACGAGGAGCGCGGAGCAUAUACUGUGCAUCUC